Fomitiporia mediterranea MF3/22 is the source of this 1230-nucleotide messenger RNA. RefSeq lists its product as uncharacterized. Gene Ontology annotation, biological process: siderophore biosynthetic process. The transcript is spliced from 4 exons. The record is from RefSeq and is a predicted model, not a curated record. Bases 1 to 1230 code for a protein of 409 amino acids. Lineage: Eukaryota; Fungi; Basidiomycota; Agaricomycetes; Hymenochaetales; Hymenochaetaceae.
AUGAUGAGUUCGAAUGCCUCGACGGCUGGUAAACGUUUACAGCACGUCCUCAAUGUCGUUGCAACCGAGAAGCAUGUUCUUGACCUACCUGACGGUCCGCGUGUAACUGUUCGAGGGCCCGAUGCGAAUGAAUCGGUGUCAAGGAUUUUCGUAGAUACGCAACUGGUGCUUGCGUUUCGUGCACUUCCUCGUGAAGCUGCGCUCGUACUUUCCGCUCUUGGAACACCUUAUGAGAAGAAUAACCCUGUACCGCAUUACUCCGUGCUGGAACUUGAAAUUAUCAGCGAAGAUAAGCAGAAUGUUAAUGCUGAUCUUUGGGCUUCGAUCUAUGCACUUUGGACGUUGCUACAUGCCCAAGAGGUCAUACCGAUUACCUUCAAAAAUGCGUCUACAUCGAAAAAUUCUAUCGAGUACCUUAUACAGUCUGGCCUUGCGAGACGAGCAUUAGAUCCAUCAGUCCCCGAGCUCUUUUUGAGCCGUGUUACGUUCUGGCAAGGAGCAGGGACGGGACCAGCAUGGAACAAUCCACAUGGCUGGUUACGCUACUCACUCGACUACGUACCCUUCCCACAUACUCAAAGCUUCACGCGUUCACCAACCGUCAUCACCCAACACCCUCUCCGCCCUCCAAAGCCUCCCGCAGGAGCGUCCGUCUAUUCACGAUUCUGCAAACCAAUUGGGAAGACGCUGAAGUUCCAUAUGAUUAAUUUGGAAGAUGAGGGUGAUAUGGAUGCGUUUCAUAAGUGGAUGAAUGACCCGAGGGUGAAUGCUGGGUGGGGAGAGGCCGGGGAUGAGGAGAAGCAUAGGAGGUAUGUGAAGGGUGUGUGUGAGGAUCCGGGUGUGCUUCCGCUUGUUAUGAGUUGGGAUGAUGAGAAGAUGGGGUAUGCUGAGCUUGUUUGGAUAAAGGAAAACCACGUCGCGACGUAUGUUCCGGGUAUUGGAGCGCAAGACUACGAUCGAGGACUACACGUCCUCGUCGGUGAGAAUAAAUACCGCGGACAAGAAUUCUCACAAGCAUGGUUCCGAUCCAUAAUACACUACCUAUUCCUCGCUGACCCACGCACGACGCGCAUCAUCGGUGAACCUAAACGUAUCAAUGGUCCCAUUAUCAAAACUUCCAUCGAUGCGGGUAUGCAUCUUGAAACACAAUCAUUCUAUCUCCCGUACAAGCACUCGGUGAUGACGAUGCAUCUCCGUGAACGGCUUUUCAAGGAGGACAUGUUCCUAUGA